This is a messenger RNA of Megalops cyprinoides (Indo-Pacific tarpon), 6335 nucleotides long. It is a transcript of the gene col4a3, whose product is annotated as collagen, type IV, alpha 3. NCBI's taxonomy places the organism in Eukaryota, Metazoa, Chordata, Actinopteri, Elopiformes, Megalopidae. The record is from RefSeq and is a predicted model, not a curated record. Bases 267 to 5264 code for a protein of 1665 amino acids. Gene Ontology annotation, biological process: angiogenesis; endothelial cell morphogenesis. Gene Ontology annotation, molecular function: extracellular matrix structural constituent. The transcript is spliced from 52 exons. Gene Ontology annotation, cellular component: collagen trimer.
CGGACCAAGUCGCUCACUUUAAACUGUGUUUUCAAUGCCUGGAAUUGCUUUAAGCCAUGCCGAUCUUAUUUAUUUAUAAUACCUGUUUCAGGUGAACGUAGAGGAUUGCUUUAAAGCUCAAUUGGACUUGCACCCGAGCGUGAAUGGGCAUACAGCGCAAUUGAGCUCAAGUAAGGUGAGGAGCAUCGGUCGGGCUGCCAGAGUUCACAGUCUGGGAUAUUUUUGCACCGGUGACCGGUGAUUUGGCGUGAAGGGAGCUCGUUGAAAUGAUCUGCUCAAUCAGCUCACCUGUCCGGUUGUUUCUGCUGGUUUUCUUAUGCUCAGCAAUUCCACGAAGAGCGCACACGGAAAAUCCGUGUGAGUGUAACAGGGUGUCCAGGUGUCACUGUGAAGGAGUGAAAGGCAGCAAGGGAGAGCCUGGAUUUCCUGGGCCUGAUGGCCAUCCGGGAGCAAUUGGUUUCCCAGGAGUAGAAGGUCCCCCUGGGCCAGCAGGUCCAAAGGGAGAGAUUGGCUCUCGUGGACUGGUUGGACCUAAAGGCUCACGGGGACUUCCUGGGAUUCCAGGAUUCUCUGGAGCUCCAGGUCUGCCGGGCAUCCCUGGAAAUGAAGGAGAUAGGGGGCGUCCGGGAAUCCCAGGAUGCAAUGGGACAAAAGGUGACAAGGGAUGUCCAGGGCCACCUGGACCUCCAGGGCCUGAAGGGCCACGAGGCUUAGAUGGAGAAGUUGGACCAAAGGGGGACUCCUGUCCUUUACCAGGUCCUCCAGAGGUGAAGGGACAGCGAGGCCUACCAGGACUUGAUGGUCUGAAGGGUCAGCAUGGCGCACCAGGCCUGAUGGGUCCACCUGGUCCCAUGGGGCCGCACGGUAUGCCGGGGAUACCAGGGUUACCUGGUGUGGCAGGUGAGAAGGGUAAGAUGGGGCAGAACCCAAGUAAGACAGGAUGCCAAGGUGAGAAGGGAAACAGAGGUGCACCUGGGAGUCCUGGCCUGAGGGGCCAGAUAUGUUUUCUGAUGUCCCCCAGUGACAUGAAGGGAGAGCCAGGUGAUCCAGGAGAGCAGGGUUGUCCUGGGAUACCUGGACGUCCUGGGAACGAUGGAUGUAAAGGAGUGAAAGGUGACCCAGGGGAGCCUGGCUCUCUGGGAAAACCGGGGAAGGAUGGCAAUCCUGGAGAAUAUGGUGCAGAGGGGGAAAAAGGAGAAACUGGCUUUCCUGGUCCUCCAGGGGUCGUCGGUUCAAAGGGUGAAAAAGGUGACCAAGGCCCCAGCGGUUCUCCAGGGGAUGUUUUAAUAUAUGACAAUGACAUCAAAGGACAGCCAGGAUUACCUGGCCUGCCAGGACCACCAGGCCACCCAGGAUACCCAGGUGUGGAUGGCUUCCCUGGAGAGCCUGGCUUACCAGGGGUAUCUCUCCCUGGUCCUCCUGGGCCACAUGGUUUCCCUGGUUUUAGUGGCCCCAAAGGGGAGAAGGGUGACCCCACUCCGUAUGACAUAGGUCCCUCUGGACCCAGUGGGCCCCCAGGACCGACCGGCCCCAGGGGAGACCCAGGACCUCCAGGACUCCCAGACAUUCCUGAGGAACGACUAAUGCCUCCAGGGCCACCGGGCCCCAGGGGUGAUGCAGGACCCCCUGGAAUGCCAGGAAAAUUUGGAGAAAAUGGUGAGAAAGGUGAUUUGUGCAGAGUCUGCGAGCUUAUUGAUGCCAAACCUGGUCCCCCUGGUCCCCCAGGAGACCCCGGGAUGCCUGGACCCACAGGUAUAGAAGGACCUCCAGGUUCUAAAGGAAGCAGAGGCAUCAAAGGCGUGAAGGGUCUGGGCGGUUCACAGGGACCCCAAGGUGAGCCAGGUGCUAAAGGUUUACCAGGACCAAAGGGAGACCCAGGCUGUGGCCAUCAGAAAGGAGAGCAGGGAGAGAGUGGACCUCCUGGAUUUUAUGGGUUCCCUGGACGUCAUGGAGUGGAUGGGACCCCCGGUAACCCAGGAAUCAAGGGCCCACAGGGCCCGAAGGGAAAUCAGGGCCCACUUGGGCCAAAGGGGACUUCUGGCCCCUGUGGACCCCCUGGGGAAGAUGGAGCCCCAGGACAGAGGGGGGUGCAGGGCCUAGUUGGCAUAGGACUAGACGGUGACCCAGGACCGAAGGGCAUCCAAGGUGUGCCAGGCCUUCGAGGGAGACCUGGAGAACCAGGAGAAAAAGGAUCACCAGGCGAAGUAGAGGCCACCCCUGGGGAUCCAGGCCCAACAGGCCAAAGGGGUGCACCAGGGAAUCCUGGAGCACCAGGUGAUCCUGGGCCUCAUGGAUACAUGGGCUUUCCUGGUUCCUUUGGGGUUAAGGGUGACAAGGGAGCCUCAGACCAUGGUCCUUCUGGAGCCCAAGGGGCCAAAGGUGACAAAGGCAGGCCAGGGGAGCCAGGCAAGCCUUCCGUGGGGGCCCCAGGAAGAACUGGGCCAGAUGGAAUGGCUGGGUUGCCAGGACCAAAGGGGGAUAUGGGAUUUGGACUCCCAGGGACAAUGGGCAGACCAGGGCUCCCAGGGGAGGAAGGCAUGAUUGGAGCUGAAGGUGAUAUGGGGUUAAAGGGUAUCCCUGGAUGUCCUGGAAGCCCAGGGCGAGAGGGCCCACCUGGGGAACGAGGAUGCCCUGGUCCUCCUGGUCAGCCAGGCUUGCCGGGUUGUCCUGGGAUCUGCAUAGCUGGAGGAGCAGGCGAACCAGGUCCUACUGGUCCGAAGGGAGACAUGGGUGUAACUGGGCUGAAAGGAGAGAUAGGGAAACCAGGGGACCCAGGCGAUCCAGGAGAGGGCUUUCUUGGCCCAGACGGUCCGUUUGGACCUCCAGGAAUCGAUGGAGUGCCUGGAUUAACAGGAUGUGCAGGGCUGAAGGGUUUCAGAGGCCAGGAUGGUGUACUUGGACCACCAGGCUGUAGAGGUGAUCCGGGGGACCCAGGCACCAAUGGAAGCACUGGACCAAGGGGAAUAGAAGGAAUUGAUGGACAUCCUGGUCCCAAAGGGGUCACAGGUUUUCCUGGAGAGAAGGGCCUACCAGGUGACAGAGGACCCAUUGGGGACCCAGGACCCCCUGGAGAUCAAGGACCCACUAUUGAUGUUGAUGUCUAUGGGUCCCCAGGGGACCCUGGAUCUACAGGUCUGCUAGGGGUGACAGGUCCUAAAGGGGAUCCAGGCUACCGAGGACCCAACGGACCCAGUGGGAAGGAUGGGAACCCAGGCUGUGCUGGUCCACAAGGGCCUCCUGGUGACCCAGGUGCUGAUGGGAACCCUGGAUGUCCUGGUUUCCCUGGGAGCCUCGGUGACCCUGGAGAGAUGGGCCCGUGUGGUCUGAAAGGACCCAAGGGGGUUGAUGGCAUUGCUGGAAAUCCAGGAUUAAAUGGAAAACCAGGCUGCGAUGGGCCAAAAGGACAGAAAGGUGACCCCAGCCCCCCGGGGCCUGGCCCAAAAGGACCUUGUGGAGAAAAGGGUGUGCCGGGACCGCCAGGUAUCAAAGGAGAGAAGGGAGAGAAAGGCAUCUUGGGUCCUUUGGGGCAUCCAGGCUCCUGUGGUUCUGCUGGACUUCGGGGAGAUAUGGGAUUUCCAGGAGCUCCAGGAUCUCCAGGCGUGGUGGGGGAGAAAGGGUUUGAUGGACUUCCAGGACCCCCGGGGAAUCCUGGGCAAAAUGGCCUUCGGGGAAAAACAGGGGCUGCUGGUGAUCCUGGUAUCCCAGGCAGCAGAGGCAACCAAGGCUUUGAUGGAAUUCCAGGCCCCGUGGGAGAGAAGGGCAAUGUGGGGGCUACUAUGACUGGAGAGCCAGGCAAAACAGGAGAGCAGGGUGAAAGUGGUUUGAAGGGAGACGUUGGACUUCCCGGCCCCCUGGGCCCCCCUGGUCCACGUGGCCCUGAGGGAGACUCUGGUCCAUCAGGCCUACCAGGCCUCUCUGGGGACCCAGGUCUUCCUGGGCCUGAUGGAAUGUGCUUUAAUGGGCCAAAAGGAGAUCGUGGACCAGAUGGCAUCAUGGGGAGAGCAGGACUGAAGGGCUCACGUGGCCCUCCAGGGCCUCCAGGGCCAGGGAUCAAAGGAGACAAAGGGAACAGGGGUGUUCCAGGGCCUGAGGGGCGUCCCGGGAUAAGAGGUGACUUUGGGUUGCCCGGACUACAUGGACUGGAUGGCAGAAAUGGACUUCCAGGGAUGAAAGGUGAACAGGGCCCCGUUGGGCUCAAGGGACGAACUGGUGAUAGAGGAGACCCAGGCGCAAAAGGUCAAAAAGGUUUCCCUGGGGUUAAAGGAGCUUCAGGACGAACAGGGCCAAGGGGACGGGAUGUAAGAGCGAAUACAUUAGUGCAAGAGGGGGAACCAGGGCUGCCAGGGCCUCCAGGGCUUCCAGGCAAGCAGGGCUCCCCAGGGGAGCCGGGACAACCAGGAUUACCAGGACCCCCAGGUCUGAAAGGUGCAAUCGGACCAGACGGGCUGCCAGGCCUCCAGGGGUUUCAGGGACUGAAAGGAGAGAGAGGGCUCCCAGGACAGCAGGGGCCAGAGGGAUUUGUUGGCUUCCCGGGCCGUAAAGGUAUUCGGGGACCUCCAGGUGCCUACAUCCUGGGCACCAGGGAUGAUGGCUUCCUGUUUACUCGACACAGCCAGAACCAUCAAGUGCCACAGUGCCCAGAUGGCAGCACAUUGAUAUAUUCUGGAUACUCCCUCCUCUACAUCAAUGGCAACAGCAGAGGGCACGGCCAGGACCUUGGUUCUCUGGGGAGCUGCCUGGCCCGGUUCUCUACCAUGCCCUUCCUUUUCUGCAACCCCAAUGACACCUGUCACUAUGCCUCCCGUAACGACUACUCCUAUUGGCUGUCCACUAACGAGGCCACGCCCAGUGACAUGGCGCUCAUCUCAGCUGAAUCAGUGGAAAAAUACAUCAGCAGGUGUUCAGUGUGUGAAACCAGAGACAAUUUAUUAGCUGUUCACAGUCAGACAAGCGGCAUCCCUGAAUGCCCUCAUGGAUGGCGCUCUCUGUGGACAGGCUACUCCUUUGUCAUGCAAACGGGUGCGGGGGCAGAGGGCUCUAGCCAGCCGCUGGCCUCUCCUGGGUCCUGUCUGGAGAGGUUCACUAAAACUCCUUCCUUGGAGUGCCACGGACGAGGCACCUGCAAUUACUACAGUGACUCCUUCAGCUACUGGCUAGCUGCUCUUGACCCCAAUAACAUGUUCAGCAAGCCUGUUCCACAGACACACAAAAGAGACUGCCCAGGGAAUUUCAUCAGUCGCUGUCGCGUGUGCAUGAAGCAAUAACUGCAGGCCCCACCCGCAAGGGACCUGGAGUUACACCCUGAGGCAUGACAUUGUGGUGUGACAGCAGGGGGCGCCAGAGAAACUGAUCUGCUUAGAGAAAACAUGAGACUAGAUCAUGGUACUUGUCAUAAGGGGCAUAUCACUACUUACAUGACUUCUGGUUUCCAUGACUUUUUUUGCAUUUUUGAAUAUGAUGAUCCCGUACAAAACAGAAAUGAGACUUUUUUUACACUCCAUUUUUGAAUUUAAUGUAAUUUUACAUAUGUUUGCCUGUGUGAUUAAUGUUAUGAUGUUAUUUUGGAACAUGCAGAAGCGUGGCAAAAAGCUUAUUCUUCAGGGACCUAUCUCCACAACACUGUGACUUCUUAUGUUUGAUCCUUAAAUGUAGAUGUGUCUUAUGUUGUUUUAAAGGUAAUAGAUGUAUUAUAGCAUUGAAAAUGGAAGGUACUGAAAUGGUACCGAAUUCAGGUUACUUGCAAAUGUGUUAUACUGUACGUUGGUAGCAUGGCUAUGCAACUGAAUUUAAGAUUUAUUUAUAUCAGACAUUUAGCAGAUUCAUGAACAGGCUGAUCCUGACUGACCUCUCUGUGUGACGUACAGGCGACUGUCUAUAUUAGUAGGUGCAGACGGUUGUGCAGGAUAUUUUUAGCAGUAUUACAAACCUUAUACACGUGAAAACAAGCAGGGGUGGCUGAAGCUCCUGUCUGACACCAGCUCUGUUAAAAUACAGCCCUGCCAUUGUUUUUCCACUCAGUAAUAUCACCCACAGCAACAUUAUAUUCUAAAAUGAGCAAGUAAAUGUGUGCCCUACAGGACAGUGUUGAAAGGAGUUCUAUACGAGUUACACCUAUGUCAGAACUGGAACUGGAUCCUGCCUUCUCAGUGUUUAUUGUAAGAAAUGACUCAGAGCACAAAGCAGCGCCAUGUCAGCUGUCCAUCCAUCUCUGUCACAUAUUAAGUUGUGUUGUGGUUCCACUGUGUAUGCAUUAUCCAUCCAUUCUGUUUUAUUUAUAGAUGUAAUUUAUGUAUGAAUGUUUUUGCACUUUGCAUAAAUUGCCUUUUAAUUAUUAA